AAGCUUUAUUAAUACAACACCGCAAGAGAAUGUCAUGCACAUAUCCAGGCUGCUUUAACAGCUAAUGGCUAUUUUUCUGAACAAUGAUUUAAUAGGCAAGCAGGAUAGAGAGGAAACAGUAAAUUAAAAGGAUGGGAAUAUAUACCUUUUUCAUGCUUCAAAUUCAACAGUCAACAUAUCAAAAGCAUGUCUUUCCCUGAAGUGAAGGCUAACGAUUGAACUGUACAUAUGCGUGUUAAAAGCAAUUGACCAAUUCAAUCUCAGCCUCACAAGCUGCUCCACACAAAAUUCAAUUCACAGGCAAACAUUUUCCGCGUACAGUAUUGGCACCAUAAGAUGGGUCCUCCUAGAAGUUGCAGUGUGCCUAACUGCCUAUACUCCAAGGCAAGGGCGAGCGUAGACUGUUAAAUGCCUUCUCCAAUGGGCAAUAAGGCAUAUAAGCUUGUCAUCAUCAGUAGGAGGAACAAGGAACAAGCAAAAGCAAUGGCACCUCUCCUCCUAUUGUGCUUCCUCCAAUUCUUGCUGCUACUGGGCACAUCAUCAGCUCAGGCAGAAAUAAACAUUACGUUGGGCUCCUCUUUGACACCCCAGGGACCAAACACCUCGUGGCUCUCGCCCUCCGGCGACUUCGCGUUCGGUUUCCGACCACUAGAAGGUAACCCCUCCUCCUACCUCCUUGCCGUCUGGUUCAACAAGAUCCCUGACAAGACCGUCGCUUGGUACGCCAAGACCAGCUCUGUUGGAGAAGAUACACCAACACCAGUCGAAGUCCCAUCCAGCUCUGUGCUCCGGCUCACUGCUGGGCUGCUUUCGCUCCGGGACUCCUCAGGAGAUGAGGUCUGGAGUCCCCGAGUCCCUGCUGUGGCCUACGCCAGAAUGCUCGACACUGGUGACUUUGUGCUUGUUGGUGCAGAUGGUGCAAAAAAGUGGGAGACCUUUGGUGACCCGGCUGAUACCAUCCUGCCAACACAGGUGCUCCCUCUGGGGACGGCACUCAGCAGUCGCCUCAUAUCCACGGACUACUCUAAUGGCCGGUUUCUCCUAGCUGUGCAACGUGAUGGUAAUCUCGUGAUGUAUCCGAUUGCCGUGCCUUCCACACAUCAGUAUGAUGCAUACUGGGCCAGUGGUACAGUUGGCAACGGCUCACAGUUGGUGUUCAAUGAAACCGGCAGGGUAUACUUCACUCUGAAAAACGGGACACAGAUCAAUAUCACUUCAGCAGAGGUGAGCCCAAUUGGUGAAUUCUUCUACCGUGCCACCCUUGAUCCAGACGGUAUGUUUCGUCAAUAUGUUUACCCGAAGAGCACGAAGACGAGAAAUCUGUGGGAAUCGCAAUGGACAUUGGUGGGCUCAAUUCCCCAGAACAUCUGCAAUGCAAUAAACAAUGCAAAAGGUGCACAGGCAGGCAGUGGCGCAUGCGGCUUCAACAGUUACUGUUCCUUCGAUGGCACCCACAACCAGACAACAAAAUGCGAAUGCCCGCAGCAUUACAAGUUCUUUGACGAGAAGAGAACAUACAAAGGGUGCAAGCCAGACUUUGAACCACAGAGUUGUGACCUUGAUGAGGCAGCCGCAAUGGCACAGUUUGAGAUGAGUUCCAUUGAUCGUGUCGAUUGGCCUCAAUCUGACUAUGAGGAGUACAGCCCCAUAGACUUGACAGAGUGCCGGAGGCUGUGUGUGAUUGAUUGCUUCUGUGCCACAGCCGUCUUUCACGCAGAUACAAGAACCUGCUGGAAGAAAAAGCUCCCUUUAUCAUAUGGGAAUAUGGCAGAAAGUGUCCAGAGGACAGUUCUUAUCAAGGUGCCUAGGAGCAACAAUUCCCAGUCCCAGCUCAGCAACGACUCCAGCAAAUGGAAGAAGGACAAGAAGUAUUGGAUUCUUGGGAGUUCCAUACUUUUUGGAAGUUCAGUAUUGGUAAAUGUUCUUUUUAUCUCCAUUCUGCUCUGUGGCACUUAUUGUGGUGUCUGGAUCAUCUCCAAGAAGAAACUCCAGUCAUCACAAUCAUCGGGUAGUUCUGUAUUGCCCCCGAAGAUUUUCACUUACAACGAUCUGGAUAAGGCAACCUGUGGUUUCCGUGAGGUGCUCGGCAGCGGUGCCUCUGGUACAGUGUACAAAGGACAGCUGCAAGAUGAGCAUGCGACCAGCAUUGCAGUCAAGAAAAUUGAAAAGCUCCAGCAAGAGACUGAGAAGGAGUUUAUGGUGGAAGUGCAAACAAUCGGGCAGACGUUUCACAAGAACUUGGUCAGGCUGCUUGGUAUCUGCAAUGAGGGUACUGACAGACUGCUAGUGUAUGAGUUCAUGACCAAUGGCUCCCUAAAUGAAUUCCUCUUCAGUGAUACUCGGCCACAUUGGAGCCUACGUGUUCAAGUAGCACUUGGAGUAGCACGAGGGCUGCUCUACUUGCACGAGGAGUGUAGCACACAGAUUAUCCACUGCGACAUAAAACCACCGAACAUUCUUCUCGACGAAAACUUUGUGGCGAAGAUUGCAGACUUUGGCCUAGCGAAGCUUCUUCGUGCCAAUCAGACACAGACAAACACCGGCAUUCGGGGUACUCGAGGUUAUGUUGCCCCGGAGUGGUUCAAGAACAUAGCGAUCACUUCCAAAGUUGAUGUUUACAGCUUUGGGGUGAUCCUGCUGGAGCUUGUGUGCUGCAGGCGGAAUGUGGAGCUCGAGAUCGCUGACGAAGAGCAGUCAAUACUCACUUACUGGGCAAAUGAUUGUUACAGGUGUGGGAGGAUCGACUUGCUAGUGGAGGGCGAUGACGAGGCAAACUUCAACAUUAAAAAGGUGGAGCGCUUUGUGGCUGUAGCACUGUGGUGCCUCCAGGAGGAGCCGACGAUGCGGCCAACCAUGCUUAAAGUGACACAAAUGCUUGAUGGAGCAGUCCAAAUCCCCACGCCUCCAGAUCCCUCUUCCUUCAUCAGUUCACUUCAGUAGUGCCCUGCUUCAGUAUGAAGCAAUAAGUUCCAGUAUGAAGCAAUAUUAUGCCAUAGUGCCAUACACUGAGGAUAUGAUACAGUUGUCUAUUAGAGCUUUAAGAAUAAUGACAACAUGGUAUUUCAAGCA
Messenger RNA from Brachypodium distachyon (stiff brome), 3069 nucleotides. RefSeq names its product G-type lectin S-receptor-like serine/threonine-protein kinase LECRK2. Lineage: Eukaryota; Viridiplantae; Streptophyta; Magnoliopsida; Poales; Poaceae. Gene Ontology annotation, molecular function: protein serine/threonine kinase activity; ATP binding. The record is from RefSeq and is a predicted model, not a curated record. The transcript has a single exon. The coding region runs from base 409 to 2940 and encodes 843 amino acids. Gene Ontology annotation, biological process: protein phosphorylation.